Molecule: messenger RNA, 1667 nt
Organism: Trichosurus vulpecula (common brushtail)
Lineage: Eukaryota; Metazoa; Chordata; Mammalia; Diprotodontia; Phalangeridae
Product: galactosylceramide sulfotransferase-like
Exons: 2
Coding region: 16-1263 (415 amino acids)
Biological process (GO): myelination; galactosylceramide biosynthetic process
Cellular component (GO): membrane
Molecular function (GO): galactosylceramide sulfotransferase activity
Source: RefSeq, a predicted model, not a curated record
CCCCAGGUGACUGAGAUGCCAUCCCGCAGGAAGCCCUGGCAUGGCAUGGCAAAGAGGCUCCUUCUGGGAUGCCUCUUUACUGGCUUUCUAUUGCUGCUCUAUUCUCACGUUAUUGUCACUUCUCAAGCUGCCAUGGCCAAGGCCCCAGAGCCACCCCAUUGUUCUUCUCCACCCACCUUACCUGCCAACAUCCCCAAAGGCUCCUGCUGGCCAAAAUUAGACAUCGUGUUCCUGAAAACCCACAAGACAGCCAGCAGUACACUUCUGAAUAUCCUCCUCCGCUUUGGCCAGAAGCACAACCUCAAGUUCGCCUUCCCCAGUGGACUGAAUGACUUUAAUUACCCAUCCUUCUUCAAGCGCAGCCUGGUGCACAACUACCAGCCUGGUGACUGCUUCAACAUCGUUUGCAACCACAUGCGUUUCUCCUACUCUGAAGUGCAUAGCCUGGUGCCCCCCAAUACUACCUUUAUCACGGUGCUACGGGAUCCAGCCCAUCUCUUUGAGUCAUCCUUCCACUACUUUGGCAUGGUGGUGCCCUUCACAUGGAAGCUCACAGGCCACAACAAGGUGGCCAAAUUCCUGCAGGACCCUAACCACUACUACAACCCCAAAAGCUUCAAUGCCCACUACCUCCACAACUUGCUUUUCUUCGACCUGGGCUAUGACAGUGGGCUGGACCCCCGCAGCCCCCAGGUGGAGGAGCACAUCCUGGAGGUGGAGCAGAGGUUCCACCUGGUCAUGCUGCAGGAGUACUUUGAUGAGUCCUUGGUGCUGCUCAAGGAUCUCAUGUGCUGGGAGCUCGAGGACAUCCUCUACUUCAAGCUCAAUGCCCGUCGGGCCUCCGCUGUCCCCCAGCUCACCGGAGAGCUCUACCGGCGGGCCACCGACUGGAACCAGCUGGAUGCACUCCUCUACCGCCACUUCAAUGCCAGCUUCUGGCGCAAGGUGGAGGCCUUUGGGAGGGAGCGCAUGGCCCGAGAGGUGGCCUCCCUGAGGCGGGAGAAUGAGCGAAUGCUCAGCAUCUGCAUCGAUGGUGGACAUGCAGUGGAUGCCAAGGACAUUGAGAAACCAUCAUUGAAGCCCUGGCAGGCAAUGGGGGCAAAGACAAUCCUUGGUUACAACCUGAAGAAGCACAUCAGUCAUCAGUAUAGCCAGUUGUGCCGGAAAAUGGUGACUCCUGAUAUCCAGUACAUGAGUGAACUUGGGGUCAACCUGUGGGUCACUAAAUUAUGGUGGUACAUCAGGGAAUUGCUACAGAUUUGAUAGAUACUUGACCCUGGCCAGUUCUCUCUGUUAUUCCUGGCUCAAAAGGCAUGCACGAGGGGUAUCUCUUACUCAGGGCAGACUGGAUGAACCUUUGGGCUCAACACUGAGGGCAAGCAACAAGGUGAUAAAGUCUGACCUCUGCCUUCCAAGCCAGGCUGAUAUUUUUCUAUCCUUACCCUAACUUUGGGCAAGACAUCCUAGAAAAUGGGCCAAGAUCUGAGAAUUACGUCCCAGAGUCCACUGGGUGAGCUUACAAAUGAUCAAGCCAAAUUAGACUGGAAAUGAGGUGCCUUCAGUGAAGAGCAGCAUUAGAAUAAUUACAUAUGGUUUAAAUUUUUUAAAGGGACAGUCUGCUUUUAUGGAGCAGCCUCUGGAAUAAAAUAAUUUGCUCUUUCUGUUUU